GUGUGAUAAUAACCGGUUCGGCGGGGUCACCAGUGCACGGGAAGUCGGAACUACACUUCCACGUCACAGCUGCAGCAAAACCGCGUGCUACGGAAUUCCCAGGGUUUUGCGGGACACAAACACUGGGGGCCGGCUUGAACAUGCAGCCGUGAGGCGUGCGGGAGCGGACCGGGGCGGCUGUACACCUGGGGUGUCGACAGGUGAGAAUGGGCGUGAACCCGAAGGUGUUACACGCAGUCAUCGUCACUAGUCUGUUCUGGGUCGCCGUGGAUGUCGUUCUGCUGUCCUUCUGUGGAACAUGGCAAGACAACACCGCCGUCAGGGCCUUCAGAGACGCGCAGGGAAGACCCCUCAAGCCGAGGGACGACCCUGUCUACCCCGAUGACGCGGGAGGACACAGGAGGAGGGGCCCUCCCCGCGGCCAGGUGUACCCGGACUCACCUGCGGAAAGUGUCAAGAACGUCCCACCUGAAAAACGGGGCCAACCGGAAGUAGACAAACAGAAGGACGCGUGGCCUAAAAUACCACAGGUAAACCAAAAAUGGAAGGAGAUCCGAAAAGAGGACAUCAAAUGGAUGCCUCCUAUGAAUUACGACGCAACUUCUAUGCCCAGGGACCCGAACGGACCGGGAGAACACGGGAAAGGCGUCACCACAAAACCCGAGGAAGAGCCUCAAGUCAAGGCGGGCUGGAAACUGGCUUCUUUCAACAAAUACGUCAGCGACAAAAUCUCUUACGAGCGGUCCAUUCCAGACACCAGGCUACCAGAAUGUAAGACGAAGAAGUACCCGGAGUAUUUACCCCCCACGAGUGUUAUCAUGUGCUUUACUGACGAAGCGUUUUCGGCGGUGAUGCGGUCCGUUCACAGCAUCAUCAACAGAACCCCUCCGCACCUGCUGGAGGAGGUUAUUCUGGUGGACGACAACAGUACCAGAGCCGAGCUGAAGGGUCACCUUGACGACUACGUGCAGCGGCAGCCAGGCUGGGACAAGGUGAAGGUGAUCCACCUGGAGAAGCGGGAGGGACUGAUCAGGUGCCGGCUGAGGGGUGCGGAGAAGGCCGCGGGACCGGUGCUGACUUUCCUGGACGCGCACAUCGAGUGUAACGUGGGGUGGGUGGAGCCGCUACUGCACAGGAUCUGGGAGAACAAGACCAACGUCGUCAUGCCCAUCAUAGAGGCUAUAGACGACAAGACGUUUGAAUAUCACGGGGGUGUGCAAUCGUCAAGGUACGCCCAGAGGGGCGGCUUCUCCUGGGAGUUACACUUCGACUGGAGGGUCAUCCCUGAGUACGAGAUUAAGAGGUGGAAUGGGGACGAGACCACACCAAUCAGGUCUCCCACCAUGGCGGGCGGUCUGUUCUCUAUCGACAAGAGUUACUUCUACGAGCUGGGGACGUACGACGACAAGAUGGACACGUGGGGAGGGGAGAACCUGGAGCUGUCUUUCAAGAUCUGGAUGUGCGGCGGGACUCUGGAACAGCCGCCCUGCUCCAAAGUGGGGCACGUCUUCCGUAGCAGCGCCCCCUACAGCAACCCCUCCGGUCCCAAAACCUUCAUCAGAAACACGCUGCGCGUGGUAGAAGUGUGGCUAGAUAGUUAUAAGGACCUGUUUUACGCACUCAACCCUCACAUGCAAGGCGAGCCGUAUGGUGACGUCAGCGAGAGGAAACGUAUCCGAGAGCGGCUUCAGUGUAAGAGUUUUGAUUGGUUCUUGGAGAACAUCUUCCCCGAGCUCCCCAUACCGGACAAGAACGUGCAAGGCAGAGGGGAGCUGAAGAACCUUGGCGGGAACAAGUGUAUGGACACGAUGGGUGAACACGCGCCGUACGUGGGACUGUACUCCUGCCACGGCAUGGGCGGGAACCAGGUCUUUAGCUACACGUGGAAAAACGUCAUCAGCUAUCAGGAGAGGUGCCUAGCCGUCAGCCGGAACAAACCAGACAGAGUCAGUCUGUACCCGUGUGGGGAUAGGGACAUUCUCAAAUGGAAACAUGAAAAGGGCGGUACAUUCUCCGUUGUUGGGGACGGCCGGUGUCUGGACUAUGACUACACAGACAAUCUUCUCUCGCUCAGGAACUGUAACGAAGGGAUGAACCAGAGGUGGAUGUUCAACAACUAUUACGACGACCGCGGCAAUAAGAUAUAGAAAGUGUCCCUCCAACUCUUAUCAUUAAUGAAAGGUCCCUAAUCUUGUUUCCCUCCAUUUUGUUUGACGAGCUUUAUGCAGUGCGGGCGGCUAAUAUAAGGCAAAGCAGAUGUGAGGAUCAUGUGUUUUACGCGAGUUUUUGUAACAUUGAUAAUACUGACAUAACAAAACAUCUUCGGGAGGAAAGAGUUGAAAAGGUGAAGACAGACUAAAUGUUGAGAAAAUACACGUAAAAUACUGAGACUAAUCCGGAUCCUUACAUCUGCUUGGUAUUUUGCAAAUAUUGCACUCAAGCUUAAAUACCUCUAAAAAGAUGCCUACUUUUAACUUCGUUUUAUGUGUAGAACUAUUUUAAAUCCGAUACUUUAAAUUAGAUACUUAAUAUCCUAUGCUCAAUAUGCGGAAUGUGGCAAGUAGAAAUGAAAUUGUAUGUCUAUUUGGAGCAAAUUUGAGGUGAAUGGUAUAUGGAAGAUGUAACACCCGUGUCCAUAAUAUCACCAGGGUCCAUAUUAAAUAUCGCCACCUUGAGUAAUAGUGUGCUUUAAGA
This is a messenger RNA of Branchiostoma belcheri (Belcher's lancelet), 2694 nucleotides long. Its product is annotated as polypeptide N-acetylgalactosaminyltransferase 13-like. NCBI's taxonomy places the organism in Eukaryota, Metazoa, Chordata, Leptocardii, Amphioxiformes, Branchiostomatidae. The transcript is spliced from 10 exons. Bases 207 to 2147 code for a protein of 646 amino acids. The record is from RefSeq and is a predicted model, not a curated record. Gene Ontology annotation, cellular component: Golgi apparatus.